Leucoraja erinaceus (little skate) is the source of this 3690-nucleotide messenger RNA. It is a transcript of the gene kat7b, whose product is annotated as K(lysine) acetyltransferase 7b. The record is from RefSeq and is a predicted model, not a curated record. The transcript has 17 exons. Gene Ontology annotation, cellular component: nucleus. Gene Ontology annotation, biological process: regulation of DNA-templated transcription. Gene Ontology annotation, molecular function: zinc ion binding; histone acetyltransferase activity. Bases 246 to 2144 code for a protein of 632 amino acids. Lineage: Eukaryota; Metazoa; Chordata; Chondrichthyes; Rajiformes; Rajidae.
CGCGGUCUGUGCAAAAUAACACAGUGGCAGCUGCUCAUAGUGGGGGCUGGGGCCGAGCCUUGCAGUGCAAAGCAAAUGCCAUUGCAUUUAUUGCGUUGCAUGAUAAUUUGAAACUACCUGAUAACUUAAACUACAUUUGUUGCAUGCAUUCGACAUUAACUAAUAACCUUGGAGCAAAGCUGUCAUUUCCAGAUCAAUGUUUCCGGAGGCAUCCUAACAAGGUGAAGUGGAGGCCUAGUGUGUAAAUGGACAGUGAUCGACGGAGGCAGCGCCAGGCAGGUAGCAGCUCUGACGGCACCGAAGAUUCAGACUUUUCCGCUGAUCUGGAUCAUACGGACAGUUCCGAGAGUGAUGGACAGCCACGCAGAUCUACCAGAUUAACCAGGUCUUCAUUACGGAAUAGCCAGAGUUCUCAAGAUUCCAGUCCAGUGCGCCAGAUAACUUCAUAUGCUUCAGAUGAGCCUGCUUAUGCCACAAGAAGAGUGACACGCAGCCAACAACAGACCACUCCAGUCACACCGAAGAAAUACCCUCUGCGACAGACCCGCUCCUCUGGAUCAGAAACAGAGCAUCCUGUCGAGUUUUCUGACAAAGCAGACAUGUGCCCUGCGCUUGUAUUGAACACAAAAGGAGGUUUACGGUGUCAUGAUACCAAAACUGCAGUCGACCACGAUGAAUCUCCCCCACGUACUCCUACAGGAAAUGCUCCAUCGUCUGAGUCUGAUAUUGAUAUUUCCAGUCCGAAUGCGUCACACGAUGAAAGCAUUGCAAAAGAUGCUUCUAUGAAAGACUCUGGAAGUGACCUUUCACACAGGCCAAAGCGCCGGCGUUUUCAUGAGAGCUAUAAUUUCAAUAUGAAGUGCCCUACUCCAGGCUGUAAUUCUUUAGGUCACUUGACUGGAAAACAUGAAAGACAUUUCUCUAUAUCUGGCUGUCCAUUGUACCAUAAUCUAUCUGCUGAUGAAUGUAAGGUUAGAGCUCAGCAACGGGAAAGACAGAUUGACGACAGAGCAUUAUCACAGAGACAAGAUGAAAAUAACAGACAUGCAACUAGACAUCAGGCUCCAACAGAAAAACAAUUGCGAUACAAGGAAAAGGUGGCAGAACUUCGGAAGAAACGGAAUUCAGGGUUGACCAAAGAGCAAAAAGAAAAAUAUAUGGAGCAUCGGCAGUUACACGGAAAUACAAGAGAACCCCUUUUGGACAAUCUUACAUCUGAUUUUGACUUAGAAUUAUUCCGUAAAGCUCAAGCAAGAGCCUCCGAGGAUCUGGAGAAAUUGAGGUUACAGGGGCAAAUCACAGAAGGCAGUAACAUGAUUAAGACCAUUGUGUUUGGUCGAUAUGAACUGGAUACCUGGUACCAUUCUCCUUAUCCUGAAGAGUAUGCUCGUCUAGGAAGGCUAUACAUGUGUGAGUUCUGUCUUAAAUACAUGAAAAGUCAAACCAUUCUUCGGAGGCAUAUGGCAAAAUGUGUAUGGAAACACCCUCCAGGUGAUGAAAUUUACAGAAAAGGAAAUAUAUCAGUAUUUGAGGUGGAUGGGAAGAAAAAUAAGAUCUAUUGCCAGAACCUAUGCCUUCUGGCUAAGCUAUUUUUGGACCACAAGACAUUAUAUUAUGAUGUAGAACCUUUCUUGUUUUAUGUGAUGACAGAAGCUGAUAAUACAGGAUGUCAUCUUGUUGGAUAUUUCUCCAAGGAGAAGAACUCAUUCCUCAACUAUAAUGUGUCAUGCAUUUUGACAAUGCCACAAUAUAUGAGACAAGGAUUUGGAAAAAUGCUUAUUGACUUCAGCUAUUUGUUAUCGAAGGUAGAAGAGAAGGUGGGUUCCCCGGAGCGACCACUAUCAGACCUGGGGCUCAUCAGCUAUCGCAGCUAUUGGAAGGAAGUGUUACUACGCUAUUUGCACAACUUCCAGGGCAAAGAAAUUUCAAUCAAAGAAAUAAGUCAAGAAACUGCCGUUAAUCCUGUGGACAUUGUCAGCACCCUUCAAGCAUUACAGAUGCUGAAAUACUGGAAAGGAAAACACCUGGUUUUAAAGCGACAGGAUCUAAUAGAUGAGUGGCUGGCCAAAGAAGCAAAGCGAACAAAUGGAAACAAAACCAUAGACUCCAGCUGUUUGAAGUGGACGCCACCAAAAGGAACUUAGUUGGUCAUUGUUUCUAUCUCAGCCAAGACAACUCCUUGUAACAGCUAGUGAAUGCAAAGCAGAAGAUCCAUAGCAAAUCUUUAGCCUUACCCGUGUUUGUCCUGCAGAGGGCAUAGUAAAGCGUACUACCCCAGCAAACAUAGAAUUGUGCUUUUAUCCCAUUUGUUGUUUGUGGUAACAUUUCCAACAAUGCAACUUGACACAUGUUGUUAGGAGAGACAAAUGGGCUUGAAAUUUAUAGUUGUACAAUCUGAAAUAUAUUCAAACACUCACAAACUUGUUUUUUGUUUGUUUAAAGGUUGAUGCUUUUAAAGUUUUCUCUGAAAUGUUCAGCCUUAAACCUGAAGCUAAAGAAUAAUUUUAUAUGUCAAAGAUGAAUAAAUAAGAAUGGUGCAAUCCCUGUUUGGAUUGUUUGAUAUGUCAUUUCAAGUUUUUAAAAUAUUUUAAGUAGUAAUGUUAUUAAUUCGCCCUCCAUUUUAAAGGCUUGAAUUUGCUUUUUAAUGCAUUUCACGAAUGGUACAUUUUGUGAGUGAUUGGAAAACAGCAGAGGGGGGUAGAGUGCAGUGUUCAUCUCUUUCAUCAGCCUGAUAACUUAUCUACUGCUCGUUUCAUCAGCAAGAUGUGAUCACCUGAUAUAUUGUAAACAUCAUUCAAGUUGUGUACUUUUCAUGAUAUUUGGUAAAGUAGUAUCUUGUAAUCAUGAGAUUAAAUGUACCUCCUAACUCCCCCAAAUGUACCUCGUUAGCACUAUUAUAUUGAAAAGCACAAUUUAAUAAAGCUUCAUUUUGUUUUAAAAUAUCUCUAAAGCACCCAAGAUAAUUCACUCUUAGAAAACCCGUAAGGAAAUUAUGUUAUAUCAGAACAGUCAUCCAAACAUAAUUCAUGAUGAAACUUUGAAAAUUUGACUAUUAUUAAUAAAAUUCUGCAAUGUAUCAAUAUAUAGCAUUAUCCUGGCAUAGUGAAGACGACAGGAUCGAUUUAAUAAGCACUCCGUCCUUCCCCAAAAUUCCCAAAUUGGGUAUGUACUGUUGGCAAAUUUAAAAUGUUUUAACUAAUUAAAUACAAAUCUUAAUCCAAAUGAGGGAAUGCGUGAAGCUUUGUAUUGGAAAAAUGUGAAGCUUUGUAUUAGAAAAAUAUUGUUACAGACAAAACUGGUUUUGCGGGUGAAGGCAUUGAAUUGUUCAUGAGAUUUCUAUAAAACUGGCCCAUUUUACUCUUUUACAGGUACAAAGUUUUGAGUGAGGCUGUAUUUGGUAUUGUAGUACGCACAGUUGUCACGUGGUGUCUUAACACACUUUUAAAGUUAAAUCACUGGCAGCUAAACCUAGCACUAAACAAAAGCUUGGCAUCUUUGUAAAUGGAGCCUUGUUUGGUCUGAAUAGAAGGGUACCUGUUUUGCCCUUUAGAAUGAAACCGGGGUACGCAAUUAGUCACUGACGUUGCUGUGCCAAAGUUAGAAUUGAGGAACGUUGCUUAAUUACUUGUUGUACCAAAUGUGAUGUAAUGCCUUCUGUACCUGCUUAUAAAUAAAGCAUGUUGUACAGUG